UCGAAAUGACUCAUUUAGUUUCUGAUUCUAAAAUGAGGUGGUAAAACUGCAAGACCGUCUUUUUUUGGGACCAAUUUUAGCAUUUCUGGUCAGGCUUCUACUUGGUCACCAAAAGCGAGUGGUCCUUCUCACACUCGCCUGUCACAGCACGACAGCGUUAGCUAGUCUGCAUUUUAAACAUACGAGUUAUGCUUUUUUAAAUUAUUAUUAACGUAUGAACUAAUACGCCACGUUUAACUAAUUAAUUUGAAAUAAGAUUUACGAAUUGUUUCUCUUUUGUGUUAGUUCGUUUGCACGUGCGAAAUGAGCCCCGAAGUGUGUCCUUUCUGUGGAAAGUCCUUCAAGAGGUUAAAGAGCCACCUGCCCCACUGCAAAGCAGCUAAGUCCUCUUUGAGCGGCAAUCAAACUGAGGUGUCUCCGCCAUCGGGUCAACUAGAAGCAGACUUGUCUAAGAUGACUGUGAAAAAGAAACCAACUCUCAGAAAAAAAGCAUCACCAGAGUCAUCUGUGAAAAGUGGAAAAGGUUCCCCUCCUUCUAAGCCAAAGAAAAGCAUCCAGGCCUCAGUAGAGUCUAGUCAUAUGUCAACAGGACCGGAGUCCACUCCGCAAAGUCUAGCCACAAGCGUAAAGUCCAAAUCGAAAGACUUUUUAGUUGUUGAAUCCCCCAAACCCAGAAGUGGCUCUGAAAGGAAACAAAUUAUACCCACAGAAAAGGAAAACGUGGCCAUAGAGAAGGCGAUGCCCCGGAUUACGCUCCAGCACGUUGGCAGCACAUUAAACCGAGUCAAGACCAGCACACUAACCGUCAACAUUGAAGCCACAAACACUAAACCCAGUCCAGAGUUAAACCCAGCUGGUACAAACAUCAAUUUAAAACCAAAACUAUCUCUACUUUUGCCUAAAAAUGAUUCCUGUGGGUCCAAAGUGACAUCCUGUAAACCAACAUCCAAAGUGGAUGUUCACCAGACUGAAAACGCCUCAGUACCUGUAUGCUUUUCUGACCUCCAGUCCAGGACCAGAGACACAAUGACAAUGGAAAGGAGGAAGCACAACCCCUUAGAGCGCAGCCUGGGUCAGGUGACACUGAGGGAGCUUCCUGAGUGGCUGGCCUGUAGGACGCCACAGCGCCCGCGAGAUGCAGUAGAUAUGAUGCAAAAAGGCUGGCAAUGGUACUACAGGAGGUAUAUCGAUGUGAAGAGAGGCGGCGUAGGCGGCAUUAGUAUGCUGCUGGCCGGAUACUGUGUGCUCAGCUAUGUCUGGUCUUACCCGCAUCUUAAGAAGGAUCGCUGGAGGAAGUAUCAUUAAAAUGAAUGGAUAUUCAUUUGAUUUGAUCGACUCCCAUGUAAGCAGUAUGACAAGUCACCACUGGAUGUCACUGUUGUCUUGCAUCGUGUGCUCGCUCUGUAAAAGGAUUAAAAACUGGCACAUUCUUUAGAUAAAAUCUUUAAACCAGGAUGUAGAGGCUGCACAACUACAGACAUGUCUCUUAAUUUUUGUUCUCCCUCCUAAAACCCGUGCCUAUCCAUUUAUUGGAGGUUAUGCCGCUUGAUCCAAAUGCCAAAUAAAAAUUCACGAGCAUUUUUGUAUUCAAACUGAAUUUAUUGUUGCUGCUGUAGGCAACACAACAAUGAACAAGUGACGCCAAAAUAAUACAAAAUAAUUGCCAUUUUCUCAUUUUUUUUUUUAACAUUCUUUUCUUCUUCCAUACAAAAAUUAUAAAUAUUUUUUGUUUAUAGAAAACAAACUAUACAGAUCAAGUCAAGACAGUUCGCGUUGAAAGCAGGACAAGCGCGGACCCGCGUAGUGAUGACACAAAAUGG
Messenger RNA from Corythoichthys intestinalis (scribbled pipefish), 1820 nucleotides. RefSeq lists its product as uncharacterized. Bases 304 to 1305 code for a protein of 333 amino acids. The record is from RefSeq and is a predicted model, not a curated record. Gene Ontology annotation, molecular function: proton-transporting ATP synthase activity, rotational mechanism. Gene Ontology annotation, biological process: proton motive force-driven mitochondrial ATP synthesis. Lineage: Eukaryota; Metazoa; Chordata; Actinopteri; Syngnathiformes; Syngnathidae. The transcript has 5 exons.